GGUCAUUAGAAAUCCUUUAAGGUGAAGUUCGUUCUGGUUAGCAGUGCCAUACGCUUACUUCAAUUGGUCUGUCGGGACGGUAAGAAUACAAUCUGGCAACCCUGAUGCUAACGGAGAGGUAAAUAAAGCGGAUGCUGGGAUCAACACGACUGCAAGAAAAGCAGGUAACGGUGAAAGCGGAGACGCAGUUGUGGGCAAUGAAAGUAAAGCAGGGAGCAGAAGCGGGCAUCCCGGCUACUACUGAAGAGGAGCUGCGCAAAAAGCCUGUAAUAACGCCGGAGGAUGUUCUCGGCCUGCAGAGGAUCACAGACAAUUAUCUGUGUAAUCCAGAGGACAAUGUGCACAAGAUCGAGUUCACCAGGUUCAAGAUCCGAGAUAUGGAAUCGGGAACGGUUCUUUUUGAGAUCACUAAACCUCCUUCUUUAGAAAGUGCAGAUGACAGAAAGGACCUUGACCCUGGUGCUGGCCGAUUUGUGCGGUACCAGUUUACUCCAGCUUUUCUGCGGCUACGGCAGGUCGGAGCCACGGUGGAGUUUGCUGUAGGUGACGUUCCAAUCAACAACUUUCGCAUGAUCGAGCGGCACUACUUCCACGGAAAGUUGCUGAAGAGCUUUGACUUCGAGUUUGGGUUUUGCAUCCCCAGCAGUAAGAACACCUGUGAGCACAUCUAUGAAUUUCCUCCACUCUCUGAGGAACUCAUCAACGAGAUGAUCCGACACCCAUAUGAGACUCAGUCGGACAGCUUCUACUUUGUAGACAACAAGCUGGUGAUGCACAACAAGGCUGAUUACUCCUACAGCGGUGGUGCAUAGGAGCAUUCUUAAAAAUAAGGACAGAUGCACCACAGCAUUAACCCUGACCGAGACUAAACUAAUCCAGUCUGAAAAUGGUUGUUUGGCAAAAAAAACAAAAAAAAAACACUCUGAGCUCAGGAUAUGUGUGUAUGGAUGAAAUAAAGUGUGUGUGUGUGUGUGUGUGUGUGUGUGUGUGUGCGCGUGUGCGCAUGCCAGACCAAAAGUCAAAAAAGACAAUUCUACACUGUAGUCACCCUACUGAGUCCACAUAAUGGUAAUACUAGUGUAGUAAAAUACAUUAUUGAUAA
Molecule: messenger RNA, 1102 nt
Organism: Trichomycterus rosablanca
Lineage: Eukaryota; Metazoa; Chordata; Actinopteri; Siluriformes; Trichomycteridae
Gene: unc119a1
Product: unc-119 homolog a (C. elegans)
Exons: 5
Coding region: 132-812 (226 amino acids)
Biological process (GO): negative regulation of caveolin-mediated endocytosis; mitotic cytokinesis; nervous system development
Cellular component (GO): spindle pole; intercellular bridge; spindle midzone
Molecular function (GO): lipid binding
Source: RefSeq, a predicted model, not a curated record